This is a messenger RNA of Zonotrichia albicollis (white-throated sparrow), 1128 nucleotides long. Lineage: Eukaryota; Metazoa; Chordata; Aves; Passeriformes; Passerellidae. The record is from RefSeq and is a predicted model, not a curated record.
CAUAAGGGAGCUACAGGGAAUGACAUUGCACGUUGUGGGGAGGGCACUGGAGGGAGGAAGGGGUGGCACUGGGGGCACCUGGCAGUUGUGUGCCCUCCUGAGCCCCCCGUGCCAUUGGCAGGGCUGAAGCAGGAGCUGUUCCAUCGGCACAAGGAGGCCCAGCAGUGCUGCAGGCCCCACAACUUGCCAUUGCUCCGUGCAGCCCAGCAGCGUGAGAUGGAGGCUAUGGAGCAACAGAUCCGAGAGGAGCAGCGAAUGAUGGAUGAGAAGAUAGUCUUGGAAUUGGACCAAAAAGUAAUCGACCAGCAGAGCACCCUGGAGAAGGCCGGGGUGUCUGGCUUCUACAUCACCACCAACCCCCAGGAGCUGACUCUACAGAUGAAUUUGCUGGAGCUGAUUCGGAAGCUGCAGCAGAAGGAAGCUGAGGCUGAGAAGACUUUUUCCUGAAAGAGCAAAUCUACUGUUCACCUCCCAGAGUUUUUCCUCUGACUUCCCUCUAAACAGACUGUCCAUGCAUUUUCUUUGUUUUGUGUCAGGAAGAGGCUACAGGAGUAGAAGAAAUUGCUGAGACACUUAGAUUAGAGCUGGGGUAGGCAGAGCCCAGCACAGGGGAUGGUUUGGAGCCUGGGGAUGGCUCUCAGGUCCUCAGAGCAGUGUCAGCUGCAUCUGGCUCAGCUGGGAGAAGAUGGAGCAUGGUCACCUGCCAGGAGUGACCUCAGUGAUGCUGAGGCCAUCACUGAGCCAAGGCUGGGCUGAGCACUGAGCACACAGAGCCCCGCUGUGUGAGGCUGGCCCUGUGUUUAGAUUAUAUAACUGGGGAGGGGGGAACAAUUCCAAGGAUGCUUCUGUGUGUUGUUAAGGCAGGAACAACCUCUUAGACAGGCAGACCCUUCCCAGAGUCUCCUCCAGGCUGGUACCAGCAUUAUCUGUAUUCAUUUAUCUGUAUACUGGCCAGCAUCAUCUGUAUUAAAGGAGGAUUUCAGGCCUCAGCCCAGAGUUACUGGACUGGUGUUUGCAGUGUUCCCAUUGACUCAGAAAGCAGAGCUUUUGCUUUCUUCUUUUAAACCAGUUUCCAAAUUAAGAAAAAUAAAACACUUUCCUUUUGGGGCUGCAGCUUUCUGAAUGCCA